Messenger RNA from Oncorhynchus nerka (sockeye salmon), 3509 nucleotides. Its product is annotated as probable E3 ubiquitin-protein ligase HERC1. The record is from RefSeq and is a predicted model, not a curated record. Lineage: Eukaryota; Metazoa; Chordata; Actinopteri; Salmoniformes; Salmonidae.
CUCAUCUGGAUCCAUUGCAGUGGAAGUUGCAGCCAGAAACGAGGUGGGAAGAAAGGAACUUCUGACUGGCAGUCUUUUUUUGUUGUUGUAACUAACGACACCUUAUCAAAAACCCACAAAUACACUUACGGGGAUACACAACCUAUACGUUCUGCAGUUGCAGAAACCUUUGUUAUUGCAAUGAAGUGUAUUGACGUGCCACAGUGAAGAGGCCCCUUUGACAGUUGAUGGACUAAUGGCACCAGAGUGACAUCAUGGCCCUGAUGAUACCUCCAGUGAAGCUCAAAUGGCUGGAGCACCUGAACGGCUCGUGGAUCACGGACGACAGCGAGUCCAUCUCCACGCGGGAGGGCGUGUCCGUGCUCUACUCCAAGCUGCUCACCAACAAAGAGGUGGUCGUCCUUCCCCAGCAGGUGUUGUGUCUGAAGGGACCCCAGCUGCCAGACUUUGAGCGUGAGUCCCUGUCCAGCGAUGAACAGGAACACUACCUAGACGCACUCCUCGGCAGCCAGAUGGCGUUGGCCAAGAUGGUGUGUUCCGACUCUCCCUUCGCCUCCGCUCUCCGCAAACGCCUGCUGGUUCUUCAGAGGAUCUUCUUCGCUCUGUCCAACAAGUACCACGACAAGGGCAAAGUCAAGCAGCAGCAGCACUCACCCGACAACAACUCCGGAUCGUCCGACCUGCACUCCGUCAGCGAACGUCCGCGGUCCAGCACCGAUGCUCUGAUCGAGAUGGGGGUCCGAACGGGCCUCAGUCUGCUGUUCGCUCUGCUCCGGCAGAGCUGGAUGAUGCCGCCGCCGCCGGGCCCCGGAGGACUCAACCUCUGCAACGACGUCAUCCACACGGCCAUGGACGUGGUCUCGUCCCUGCCGCCCCUCUCCUUGGCCAACGAGAGUAAGAUCCCCCCGAUGGGUCUGGACUGCCUGACCCAGGUCACCGCUUUCCUGAAGGGAGUGACCAUGCCAAACUCCGGGGCGGACGUCUUGGGUCGGAGGCUGGCGUCGGAGCUGUUGCUGGGCCUGGCUGCCCAGAGGGGGUCCCUGAGGUACCUUCUGGAGUGGGUGGAGAUGGCCUUGGUGGCGUCCGCCGUGGUCAGCACCAUGGAGAAGAUGAAGGCGUGUCUGCUGAACCAGGAAGGGCUGAUUGGAUACGACUGCUUCAUGAACAUCCUCAUGCAGAUGAGACGUUCCCUGGGCUCGUCAGCAGACAGGAGUCAGUGGAGGGAACCGACUCGGACAUCAGACGGGCUGUGCUCUUUGUAUGAAGCAGCUCUCUGUCUGUUCGAAGAGGUGUGCAGGAUGGCGUCAGACUACUCCCGUUCCUGUGCCAGCCCAGACAGCCUCCAGACCGGCGAGGCUCCCAUGUUGUCAGAGACGUGUGAGGUGUACGUCUGGGGCAGUAACAGCUCCCACCAGCUGGUGGAGGGAACACAGGAGAAGAUCCUCCAGCCCAAGUUGGCACCCAGCUUCGCCGACGCACAGACGAUUGAGGCAGGCCAAUAUUGCACCUUCGUCAUCUCUUCUGACGGCUCUGUCAGAGCCUGUGGUAAAGGCAGCUACGGCAGAUUGGGUCUGGGAGACUCCAACAACCAAUCGUCUCUCAAGAAGCUGACCUUUGAACCUCACCGCGCCAUCAAAAAGGUGACGUCUUCGAAGGGGUCGGACGGACACACACUGGCCUUCACCACGGAGGGAGAGGUGUUCAGUUGGGGAGACGGGGACUACGGAAAGUUGGGGCAUGGGAACAGCUCCACACAGAAGUACCCCAAACUCAUCCAGGGACCUCUGCAGGGAAAGGUGGUGGUGUGUGUGUCAGCGGGCUACCGACACAGUGCAGCGGUCAGUGAGGAUGGAGAGCUCUACACGUGGGGUGAAGGAGACUUCGGGAGAUUAGGUCACGGAGACAGCAACAGCAGAAACAUUCCUACUCUGGUCAAAGACAUCAGCAACGUAGGAGAGGUGUCUUGUGGGAGUUCUCACACCAUAGCUUUGUCAAAAGAUGGCCGCACCGUGUGGUCCUUCGGAGGGGGAGACAACGGGAAACUGGGGCAUGGAGAUACAAACCGUGUCUAUAAACCCAAAGUAGUGGAGGCCUUGCAGGGGAUGUUCAUAAGGAAAGUGUGUGCUGGAAGCCAGUCCUCCCUGGCCCUGACCUCCACUGGACAGGUGUAUGCCUGGGGCUGCGGGGCCUGCCUGGGCUGUGGCUCCUCUGAAGCCACAGCACUGAGACCCAAACUGAUUGAGGAGUUGACAGCGACCAGGGUGGUCGACCUCGCCAUAGGAGACAGCCACUGUCUAGCUCUCUCACACGACAAUGAGGUGUAUGCUUGGGGUAACAACUCCAUGGGUCAGUGUGGCCAGGGUAACUCUACUGGUCCCAUCACCAAGCCGAAGAAGGUGGUUGGUCUGGACGGUGUGGUCAUCCAACAGAUCUCAGCUGGUACCUCCCACAGCCUGGCAUGGACCGCUCUGCCCAGGGACAGACAGGUGGUAGCGUGGCACAGACAUUGGGAGCAUCACAAACUUCCUGAAACUCUGCCUGUCGACUGCUGUCCAAUCACCUGGCUUUGGCUCUGGCCGGGGAGUGGCCACCAGUAUCCUAGGGCGACAGGCCCUGUCCCCUCCGGAACCUUCUUCUUCAGACUGAUGGAUUCCUCUGUUCCUGAUGAGAUCCAAGAGGCUGUGAUUGAGACUCUGUCUGUGGGGGCCACUAUGCUGUUACCUCCUCUGAGAGAGAGGAUGGAGCUUCUCCACUCCCUGCUGCCCCAGGGACCUGACAGAUGGGAGAGUCUGUCUAAAGGACAGAGGAUGCAACUGGACAUCAUUCUGACUUCGCUCCAGGACCACACCCACGUAGCAUCCCUCCUGGGGUUCAGCUGUCCCCGAGGCCCCGAGGCCCUGGCCUCCUCCUGCGGCCUGGACCCCUCCUACGGAGCCCCCGGCACCAACCCUGACACACACCUGGCUGAGAUCCUAAUGAAGACCCUGCUCAGGAACCUGGGCUUCUACACGGACCAAGCGUUUGGGGAACUAGAGAAGAACAGUGACAAGCUGCUCCAGGGAACGUCUUCCUCAGACAGCAGUCAGCCGGCCCAUCUCCACGAGCUGCUCUGCUCCCUACAGAAACAACUGCUGGCAUACUGCCACAUCAACUGUGUUACUGAGAACUCCAGCAGUGUGGCUCUGCUCCAUAAGCACCUCCAGCUGCUGCUGCCCCACGCUACAGACAUCUUCUCCCGCUCCGCCACCCUGCUGCAGGAGAGCUCCUGGAACGGCAGCAUCAGAGAGAAACUACGAGGUGUGAUCUACGUGUCAGCAGCAGGCAGUAUGCUGUGUCAGAUCGUCAACAGUCUACUACUACUACCAGUGUCUGUAGCCAGACCUCUGCUGAGCUACCUGCUAGACCUGCUGCCUCCUCUAGACUGUCUCAACAGACUGCUGCCUGCUGCCACACCGCUGGAAGACCAGGAGCUGCAGUGGCCUCUACAUGGUGAGGAGAUAGAGCUGUAG